This is a messenger RNA of Spodoptera frugiperda (fall armyworm), 1781 nucleotides long. RefSeq names its product zinc finger protein 627-like. NCBI's taxonomy places the organism in Eukaryota, Metazoa, Arthropoda, Insecta, Lepidoptera, Noctuidae. The record is from RefSeq and is a predicted model, not a curated record. Gene Ontology annotation, molecular function: zinc ion binding. The coding region runs from base 6 to 1610 and encodes 534 amino acids. The transcript has 5 exons. Gene Ontology annotation, cellular component: nucleus.
AAACAAUGGAUUUAAAUAAUAUUGAGAGUUGGAGCUCGCAGCCCGACGUGUGUCGGUGCUGCCUGUCUGCAAAUGGGACGUGGGACAUCACCGCGUCUUACAUCACGGAGGCCGGAAGCAAAGAGGUUUAUCAUGAUAUGUUACAAGAAUGCUUCGGGAUAUCGAUGUCAUACCUAACAGAGUGGGGCCCGAGUAGGAUGGUGUGUGACCUCUGUGUGGGGCACUUGAGAGAUGCUUGCAUCUUCCGCAGGCAGGUGGAGGAGGCAGAGCGGCACUUUGUGGCUUAUUGUAGCAGUAGAAAAGAUAUGUUCAACCCGGUUACAAUAAAGACUGAAUCAGAAGAUGACGCGACAAGUCCACAUUGCAAUGACAGUUUUGAGGAAAUCAGUCAAGAAAUCAACUCACAUGAGAACGAACUUCGACCGAAAAGAAAGAGACAAAAAAUGUCAUUGAAAGGUAAACGAAAGAGAAAGGUGAUAAGCAAAGAAGAAACAGAUUCUGACACUCCCAUAGCUGAGUUGUCGAAGAAAAAUGUGCCUAAAGUUGAAGACGAUAAGGUUGAAAUUGAAGUAAAUGGAUGUUCUAGAGUGAGCGAGAUGGGAGAUAAUGAAAAUUGUGCUAUUAAUGUUGGUUCACUUCAAACGAAAACCCGAAACGAAGCCAAACAAAUAUCGGAAAGGAAACGAGUGAUGCUUACAUGUGACAUCGUACUUAGAGGCACGAACGCAUGCCCCUUUAGACACCACAAGAGCUGGUUCCAAUGCUUCUUCUGCCAACAAGACUUCAUGGAGAUCAACCUCCUUAGAGACCACAUGCUGGCAACCCAUACGGACAUAGACGUGGAAAUAAAAAAAAUAAAACGUUACCCGCGCUCUUUGCAAAUCGAAAUUUCAAAUCUCGAAUGCCGCCAAUGUCAGUUGAGUUUGACAGAUGUCAUUUCGAUGUGCCGCCAUUUUGUCGAUGUGCAUGAAAAGGUGAUUUACAAUGAGUGUAUAGCUGAUUAUAAAGUUAAUGGUAGUCCUUAUACUUGUCAUUUGUGUGGACAACAGUUUCACGUUUUUAGAACUUUAACGACACAUUUAAAUGAGCAUUACGCGAACUGUAUAUGCGAUGUUUGCGGCAAAUCAUUUUUAAACUCGAAACGGUUAAAAGUUCACAAACGUACGCAUGAAAACGGCGACUUUCCUUGCUCGGAAUGCGGUAAAGUGCUUAAAACUAAAACGUCUAAAGCGAAUCAUAUGGAAAGCGCACAUUCUAACCGCAUAAUUAAGUGUCAAAUAUGUUUUAAACCAAUGAAACACUAUAAUGACAGGAUAAAACACAUGUCGGAGGCUCAUAAUAUUACUCAUAAGUUUAAAUGUCAUAUUUGCAGUCGGGAGUACAAUAUAAAGCAUUAUUUAGCUACACAUAUACGCCAAACGCACGGACAGAAGGACAAAAGUUGUUCUGAAUGUGGUAUGGCGUUUAUAACCAAUCAUGGUUUGAAAAAACAUAUGUUGAAACAUAGCGGGGUGAAGCCAUACAGUUGUACCGUGUGUUGCAAGUCUUACGCAAGGAGUUAUACCCUUAGGGAACAUAUGAGAGCUCAUGAGAGUGAGAAAGUGUGUUAGUGCGUAAGGGCAUCGCACGCAACGGAUUUUAGUUUGUCUUGUAUAGAAACUCAUACAACUGCGUCCACUGAUCCGCAUCGUACGGACCGCAUCAUCGGCAAUGCCUACAUGCGAUGCGUGGUGAUGACGUCAUACGGAAUGCGUGCGAUGCGUACGACGCGGGCCUUUGGA